CCCCCGCCCGCCUCCCUCCUCCCUAACUGUCUGUUCAGUUAGCACACUUCGUGUGCGGUCGGCCGGUUAUCUCCGAGACUUUUGCCCUCUUUACCCCGCUGCGGCUGAUGCUAGCCAGUUAGCUCGUUAGCCGUUAUAAGGCAGCGCCGCUCCCCGGGAGGCUAACUGACGGACCGGCCGACUGCACUGAGCGGACAACAGCGGGAUGAGCAAUGGCAUCGGUUCGGGUGGCUGUCCGGGUCAGGCCCAUGAACAGGCGGGAGAAGGACUUGACGGCAAAAUGCAUCAUCAAGAUGGAAGGAACCAAAACCUCCAUCACCAACUUGAAGAUCCCUGACGGCGUUGCGGGAGAUUCGAUGAGGGAUCGAACCAAAACCUUCACAUAUGACUUCUCCUAUGACUCCGCAGACUGUAAAAGCUCCACAUUUGUCUCUCAGGAAAAGGUUUUCAAAGAUUUGGGCUCAGACGUGCUGAAAGCAGCAUUUGAGGGCUACAAUGCCUGCGUCUUCGCCUACGGUCAGACCGGCUCGGGGAAGUCCUACACCAUGAUGGGAAAUCCAGGAGAUGCAGGUCUGAUCCCGAGGAUCUGUGAGGGUUUGUUCAGCCGCAUCUCUGAGGCGACUCGAUGGGAUGAAGCUUCAUUUCGUACAGAAGUCAGCUACCUGGAGAUCUACAACGAGAGGGUGAGAGACCUGCUGAGGAGGAAAUCCACUCAGACCUACAACCUGAGAGUCAGGGAGCACCCAAAAGAUGGACCGUAUGUAGAAGAUCUGUCCAAACACCUGGUGCAGAACUACAGCGACGUUGAGGAGCUGAUGGAGGCCGGAAACAUCAACCGCACCACCGCCAGCACCGGCAUGAAUGACGUCAGCAGCCGUUCACACGCCAUCUUCACCAUCAACUUCACGCAGGCUAAGUUUGAUGCAGAGAUGCCCAGUGAAACAAUCAGUAAGAUCCACCUGGUGGAUCUGGCUGGAAGCGAGCGAGCCGACGCCACCGGCGCCACCGGCGUCCGACUGAAGGAAGGAGGAAACAUCAACAAGUCCCUGGUCACCCUGGGCAACGUCAUCUCUGCUCUAGCCGACAUGACGCAGGACGGAGUGAACACCAACCUGAAGAAGAAGUCGGUGUUUGUUCCCUACAGAGACUCUGUGCUAACGUGGCUGCUGAAAGACAGCCUGGGCGGCAACUCCAAGACCAUCAUGAUCGCCACCGUUUCCCCUGCUGAUGUGAACUACGGUGAGACCCUCAGCACUCUGCGCUACGCCAACCGAGCCAAGAACAUCAUCAACAAGCCAACCAUCAACGAAGACGCCAACGUCAGGCUGAUCAGAGAACUGCGGGCUGAAAUCGCCCGACUGAAAGCUCUGCUGAUUCAGGGCAACCAGAUUGCUCUCCUGGAUUCGCCCACUGCUCUGAGUAUGGAGGAGAAACUGCACCAAAACGAAGCCAGAGUCCUGGAGCUGACUAAAGAAUGGACCAACAAAUGGAACGAGACACAGAACAUCCUCAAGGAGGAGACUCUGGCUCUGAGGAAAGAGGGGAUCGGUGUGGUGUUGGACUCUGAGCUGCCUCACCUCAUCGGCAUCGACGACGACCUCCUCAGCACCGGCAUCAUCCUGUACCAUCUGAAGGAGGGACGGACAUAUGUGGGCAGAGAGGAUGCGUCCACAGAGCAGGACAUCAUCCUGCACGGUCUGGACCUGGAGAGUGAACACUGUAUGUUUGAGAACCAGAACGGCACAGUGACUCUGGUGCCGCUCGGUGGAGCUCAGUGUUCAGUUAACGGAGUCCAGGUGACGGAGCCGUCGCAGCUCAACCAAGGCGCCGUUAUUCUGCUCGGCAGGACCAACAUGUUUCGGUUCAACCAUCCCAAGGAGGCAGCCAAGCUGAGGGAGAAACGAAAGAGUGGCCUGCUGUCUACAUUCAGUCUGUCUAUGACGGAUCUGUCCAGGUCCUGUGAAAACCUCUCCACCGUGAUGCUCUACAACCCCGGUCUCUUCACUGAGAAGGGCCCCGUCUUCCUCAGGUUGGAGUUUGAGAGACAGCAGCGAGAAGAGCUGGAGAAACUGGAGCUGAAAAGGAGGUUGAUCAAGGAGAUGGAGGCGAAGCAGCAAAGUGAGAAGGCUGAGCUGGAGCGCCUCCAGCAGGAGGUGGAGAGUCAGCGGAAAGAGUCUGAGGAGGUGCAGCAGCGAAUUCUCCGUCAGGAGGAGAGCCUCCGCCACCGCAGCCAGGACAUCGAGAGCCGCCUGCGCGACUUCCUGGCUGAGAAGGAGCGUUUUGAGGAAGAGAGACGUUUAGAGAUCCAGGGGGAGGACCUCCAGCGACGGCAAGGGCAGGACCAGCAGCGGGAGGGUGAGGCGGGGGAGGAGCAGGAUGAGGAGCAGCGCUUGCAGCAGGAGGCUGCAGAGCAGACCGAGAUCUACCGUGAGCUGGGGAGGCUGAAGAGGGAACGCGAGGAGCAGAAGGUUCGCCUGGAGGCUGAACGGCGGCGGCUGGAGGAGCAGGAGCGGGAGCAGCUGAGUCUGGUGGGGAGGCUGGAGGAGCAGCUGAGGGAGAAGCACGAGGCAGCCACCGCACUGCUGACCAGGGAGGAUGCCCGGCGCCUGGAGGAGGAGCGCCGAGCGCUGGCCGAGAUCAGAGGAGCGCUCCUCCGUGCCAAAGAGGCCGGAGAGCGGCCAGAUGUGGAGGAUGCCAGCGAGGAGGCGAGAUCUGCCCAGGCUCGCUACACGGACUUCAAGGCGGCUCAGGUGGAGGAGUUGGGCCAGUUGGAGGACGGGCUUCGGCAGCAGAGGGAGCGCCUGGAGAUGGAGGUCGCUGCUGAGCGCAAUACAGUUCUGCUCCUCGCCCAUGGCCUCAAAGAAAGGCAGCAGCAGCUGAAAGAGGCGCAGGAGCAGGGUGCACAGGACGCCAGCGCUGUCUGCCAGGAGGAGCAGCUGGUCAAACAGGCAGAGCACAGACUGCAGUUUAAGGAGCGCCAGCUGGUCAGCCUGGCUGACGGCCUCCUCCCCGCGUUGGCAGAGGAGAAGCAGAGAGCUGUGGAGAUGUUGGAGCGCAGCAGCGGAGGCAGCAACGGGAACUGCGACAGUCCGCCGGGACUGGACAACACGCUGUACGAGGUGGAGAAGGAGCUGGAGGACAAGGAGGAGAAACUGAACCUCCACUGGCACAGUGCUCAGCAGCUCCAGCAGCUCCAGGAGACCUACGAGUUCACAGCCAACGUGGCCCGGCAGGAGGAGAAGGUGAGGAGGAAGGAGAAAGAGAUCCUGGAGUCCAAGGAGAAGCAGCAGAGGGAGGCAAUGGAGCAGGCGGUUGCCCGGCUGGAGAGGAGGCACUCGGCCCUGAGGCGCAGCGUAUCCUUGGAGCCCGACACUGAGCAGCAGAGACACAAGAGCUCGGUCCAGAGGAACCUGAGGGGGGCUGACCUGGACCAGCAGAGGGUUGAGCGGGAGAUCCAGAGGCUGAGGCAGAGGAUCAGUGAAGGGGAGGAAAACAGCAGGACUCACUCCAUCAGUAACGAUGAGAAAACGAGUCACAACAGCUCUCCAGUCAGCCACAUCCAGAGUCUGAACACACUGCUGCCGCUGUCGGACGACAGGAUAAAUGCGUACAUUGAAGAGGAAGUCCAGCGAAGGUUACGGAAGAUGAACCUUCUGAAUGGCAGCAGCAACAUGGAUCUGUCUCUGUCCUGUGAAUCUCUCAGGGAGGAGGAGGAAGUUAGCGACUGUAGCUCUGUUAGAUUAACAGAUGAGGAUGAUGAAAAGCUGCAAAACAUUAAUCCGAGGAGGCUUAAAUAUGAGCACUUGGUUUCUCGUCCUCUCGGGACGAGCGCCGACGGCCUCCAGGAGCCAGUUAAAAUUAGCAUUCCUCGUUACGUUCUCCGCGGGCAGGGGAAGGACGAGCACUUUGAGUUUGAGGUGAAGAUCACUGUGAUGGACGAGACGUGGACUGUGUUCAGACGUUACAGUCGCUUUCGGGAAAUGCACAAGAGCCUCAAGUUAAAAUAUCCUGAGCUCGCAGCUCUCGAGUUCCCGCCGAAGAAACUGUUUGGAAACAGAGACGAACGGAUGGUAGCUGAACGUCGGAAUCACUUGGAGCGGUAUCUGAGGAACUUGUUCCGGGUGAUGCUGUCAUCCUCCAGCUCUCCUCUCAGAGCCGACGCUGACGGCGGUUUCCAUCUGUCCAAACACGCCAUCUGUGAGUUCUCGCCGUUCUUUAAGAAGGGCGUCUUCGAGUACGGCAGCCACGGCACCGGCUGACUCGACUGUGCAGCGCCACAGAUCUAAGAUCCUCUCCAAACCAAAACAAAAAACUGCUCGGUGCCUUUUCCCCGGGCCUCAGCUUGGGAGACUCGCCUCAGAAGGUCAAAAGAGGGAAAACUUGCAGGUCAGUUUCCUCUCCAACCUCCCGCCAUCCUGUGAGAUGCAGAUCUCAAACCUGUCAGGUGCUGUUCAGCUCUUCGUCCAUGUGGAAACAUUAUCGUGAAUGUUUUAGAAGGAAAUUCCACACUCUGUCGGAGAGAGUUUCAUUUCCACAUCAUAUAUCCAGAGGAAAAUGUAACUCUAUGAAGACAAAUUUAUAUGAUCUCCAGGAUCUUUACAUUUGUUCAGUUCUCUCCGUUGAUGGAAACAAACACUUUCUUAGACACAAAGGCAUUCAGCACGUUCAGGCAAUAAACUGUUAUAUUUAAUAUAUUUACAUGCAGCUAUAAUAUUUAAGGCAACUUCCUCAUGUAGUGACAGUAGUGACUGUACAACCCUAAAGGUAGAACAAAAAGUAACACUGCCAGGGUUGGGGGUUCAGUUCCCAGUUCCGCUCAGUGGAUGAGGUUUCAAUCAAACAGAUCAGUUGGUCCUGAACAAUCACUGAGUUCGAUCUACUGCUGAAACAAUUAGUUCAUUAAUUAGACAGUCAUCAGCAAAGAAUUAAAAAUUUUGAUAAACAGUUAGUUGUUUGAGUCAUUAAACAACCAGCAAUGCCAUACAUUUCACUUGUUUCAGCUUUUUAUAAGUGAAGAUUUAUUGUUUUUCUUCAACCAGUAUCAUUUAAACUGAAUAUCUGUAGGUUUUGGACUGUUGGUCUGGAAAAAUAAUACAUUUAAAGACUUUACCUUGGGCUCUGGCAAAUCACGUUGGGCAUUUUUCACUCAUUUCUGAUAUUUUAUAGACAGGUUUCCUGUUUACGAACAGUUGAGGAUGUGUGCGAAGCGGGGGGGCAGAAAACUGGACGCCAAAACAUCAUGAUAUUAAACAUGGACAUUUUCAGUUUAAAAAUAAAACAACUUGAUGGAAACCAGAAAAAUUACUGUUAAGAGUUAAAUGUGUAUGUGCUACUCAUCCGUUGCUGCCACUUUCUUACCACGUGCCACCGACUGUGGCUGGCUAACGGGACACGUAGAUUUCAGCUAAUAGCAGUAACUAUGCUAAACAGGCUACACGAAGCUACACGAGUAAUGAGAACUAAACUCAGUGUCCCAGACCAUCAGCAGACAGCACCCCCCAUCAUCUGGGACCAGCUGUCACCCAGUCACCCAGUGAAACUCUCAACAGGUCCAACCGAUCAUCAAAAAACUGAUCAGAGUCUGACGAACUUCAGCUUCUGUUGGCUGCAGCCUGCAGCAGGUUUCCUUCCUCGUCACUUUUGCGAUUCGUGCAGUUUGUUUCAUGUUGAUCUCCUCAUAAGCUCUCAGUCAUUCUGGCUUGUUUUCUACCCCCCCAUUCUGGCCCGGAAACCUGUCUAUGGACCAAACAAUAAAUCAAUUUAUCAUAAAAUCAAAAAUUUAUCAAAAAUCAUUAAUUGUAGCUGUAGUAUCAUGAUGGACCCAGAAUUUUCUUCUCUUGUCAGCAGAGCCAGGCAUGAACUCUGGCAGGAAAACUUCAGAGCUGUUUGUGUUUAGGUUCGGUCGCAUUAGUCUUUUCGUUCAGUGAAGCUGAAAAACGGAUGUGACGUCAAACUGUAAACAGUCUCUGAGAACGACGAUACACUUUGUAACAGGAGCCUCACGCUCGAGUCGGUCCCUCAUGUGGUCUGAAUGCGAGACGGAGUGAGGAUUAGUGCGGUGGAAUCAUAUGAUAGCUUUACAUUCAAAGAUAGUCAAAAAACACAGAAUCGGUCAUGUUGUCAGGCGUUUGUAGUCGGAGAAGAGGUCGUCCGUCUGCAGCUGGGUUUCCAUCCAAAUGUCGGAGGACAUUUUAACUUAAUGUAAAUAAUAGGACUCGGUUAGUCGAGAUAAGCAUGAAGAGUUUUUUGCGAAAUUUCAAGUUUUUUUUUUUUUUUUCUUCGUUUCCACUCAAUCUUUUUAAUGCGGAAAAUGAAAAUGUGUGGAAGGAAACUCCCCUACUGUUGGGGACAUAACUAAAACCCACAACGUGAAACCAGUCGGGUGACACUGUGACCAGCUGCAGGUGAGGCAGUAUUCAGGGGCUGAGAACAAACCAAAUGCCAGGUCAGCGUUUCCCACCGUGGCUCGUCGUGGUCUCAUCCGGUGAAUUUCAACGGUUGACCACCAGCGCUCUGUGGUGGAAUUAAAGCUGCUUAGACAAAUUUUCUAUCGUUCUUAACACACUGCUAAAGACUGAACUACACAGUGUCCAGAGAAAUAGAAACAUGGAAACAUCGAACACAUUGAAGUCCUACUUUUGUGAAGGAGCAGCUGUAACAUAAUCCACUGCAAUACAACAAACCUACAGGCUCAAAAGUUACCACGCAAUUGAAUUAACACCUCUUCACAAUGGUUCCAUUUAAAGAAGUUUUGUACAGUUUCCAUUUUCUGGUUAACCAGUGUAUUUUAAAAUCAUCUAAUCAUUCUGAUUCAUUUGCAGUAGAACAACAGUACUUGGAAAGUCUGUUACUUAAAGCUGCACUAAGAAACUGUUUUAAUAUAAAACUACAGCUGAAUUAUCAGUCAAAAUUAAAAGUUGGGGCUUCAACACAGAAGAGUUUUUAACACUGAUGGAAACUGGAACUGGAAAAACACAAUGAAAGAGCAAACAAGUUAUAACACUGUCUAUAAACCAGCACUGAGCAGAUGCUACAAAGACACCAAGGCGUUGACCCACACUAAAUUGCAGAAUUUUUCAACGAACCUUUGAACUGUUAAAACGUUCAGACAUUUACACGUCGCUGCCCCGCUGAGUUUCUAUAUAGCAGCGAUGCAGCUCUUUACCGUCGUCACUGACGUGAUCCGUCACCUCAUACCAGCUGCCGAGCGCCAACAGCAACAACGAGCUGUUACGAGAAACUUGUGUAAUAUUUGACAGGUUUCCUAGUAGUGAUGGACAUAAUAUCAGGGCCAAGCCUUUAAGGGUCCAGGUAGGAGCUGAUGGAGCUCAGCCUGCCGUACUGUCAUCCUCAAAUUUGGUGCCACCUGGAAGGACAUUUGGGGAUUCGGUAGGAUGCGUUUAUAUGGCUAAAUCUACAAAGUUUGUGAAACUUCUCUGAGUAAAACAAGUUGGUUUUUUUCCCCGCUCGCGCUCUUCUCUGCUCUAAUUAUUUAUUUACGACAGCAUGAUGGUUCCAGUUUAAUUAGCUGGACAGUUGGAAGGAGCUUGUUAACACUUUUCAUGGUAUCAUGAAUCGUGGAGCCGUUGCUCGAUCCUGAAGAGCCAGAGGAAAAAGCUAACAAAAAAUGCAGCCUCAGAAGCUGUUGUUUUAUUUUGUCUGUGUUUUUCUCAUUGAGAGUCACUGUAUCAAACAAAUAGGUUUUUGAGAUUAAAGUGGCUGUUACGGUUUCUUUUUUCCAAUCAGUCCACAGGGAGAAAGGAUUCAUUCACGGGGAAUAUUUUUCCCCGCCGCCAGCCCAACACCUCGCUAAUAAACGAUGUAUUUCAGAGCUGAUGUUCUUUUUGUUUUCCAAAGAAUCCGUGCCAGUGAGUAAAACCAGCUCGCUCCUCUUUCAUGGAGCGGCAGACAGUAGAUCCUAAAGUCUGUGUGAGCAACAGGUCUGGACCUGAAACUAGUCGAGUUUCAUUUGAAAGUGCUUGAAUAUGAACGGCCAACCGCUGGCUGCUUUUCUCCUAAGCCAUACUGUGUGUAUAUACAAUGUCGAUGUUAAUGUACAUAGUUUUCUAUAUGAUAUGCUGGUAUGCAAUUUAAACUGGUGACAUUGAAUGUCAGUAAAGGGAAUGAA
Xiphias gladius (swordfish) is the source of this 8128-nucleotide messenger RNA. It is a transcript of the gene kif16ba, whose product is annotated as kinesin family member 16Ba. Bases 213 to 4259 code for a protein of 1348 amino acids. Gene Ontology annotation, biological process: microtubule-based movement. The transcript has 28 exons. The record is from RefSeq and is a predicted model, not a curated record. Gene Ontology annotation, molecular function: microtubule binding; microtubule motor activity; phosphatidylinositol binding. NCBI's taxonomy places the organism in Eukaryota, Metazoa, Chordata, Actinopteri, Istiophoriformes, Xiphiidae.